This is a messenger RNA of Uranotaenia lowii, 1855 nucleotides long. Its product is annotated as zinc finger protein 2-like. The transcript is spliced from 5 exons. NCBI's taxonomy places the organism in Eukaryota, Metazoa, Arthropoda, Insecta, Diptera, Culicidae. Gene Ontology annotation, cellular component: nucleus. The record is from RefSeq and is a predicted model, not a curated record. Gene Ontology annotation, molecular function: RNA polymerase II cis-regulatory region sequence-specific DNA binding; zinc ion binding; DNA-binding transcription factor activity. The coding region runs from base 362 to 1768 and encodes 468 amino acids. Gene Ontology annotation, biological process: regulation of transcription by RNA polymerase II.
GUUUUAUAGUCCUUUUUUCAAAACAUUGUUCUGAAAAUUCAUGUUAUCUUUUGACCCUGAGAAAGGUACAUGGAUUUUCCACCAUUUUUCUCCGUUAGAAUUUUACGUUUCUUAUUAAAAUCACUGUUAAAAUGGUACUACGUAAUUAGUGGACGACCAACAAAAAACGUCAAUAUAUUUUGUUGUUGAUGCCUGGCUAAAAAAAUCAGAAAUAAUUUCUGAUUAUUGUAAAAAAAGUUUAUUAAAACUGUUUAUAUAAACAAAUUUACCGGAAAAAUGGAAUAGAAGUAACUGGAUUUUGCGUGAAGAUAUUUUAAAGCGUUUCAAAGGUUGCAGAGAUUUAUGAAUUAAGAAGUUUACGAUGGCAGUUUCUGAAAAUUAUGUUUUGAAAGACUUGUUAAUCGAAUCUAAUUAUGAGCAGAUGCCAAUAAAGGAAGAAUCGAGCGAAUCGCCGUAUGAGGCAUUUGACUCUCCUACAGGAGAUUACAAAAGAGCGUGCCUGCUCGGUACAACUAAAAUACCGAAAGCGUCCUCGUCCCAGUGUCGCAUGUGCCUCCGUAAGGUACCGGUAGAAUAUUUGGCGCCCUUAGACGGUACCUGCCUGAGCAAUUUUGAAUCAUUUUUUGCCUGUGUUAUCGACGCGACCAAUCAAUUUGUCUGCGAUAACUGCACCAAUCUAAUGGACAUACUGGUAAACUUCAAACAGGCUGUUUUAGAUGCCAAUCGUAUACUGGAGUACGGGUCAUUUACCUUGCAAGGCAGUUUCUGGCAAGACCCGGAUAACGUGGAGGCAGUUGCGAAAAGUCGUAUUAUGGUCGAGUACCAUCUGCAGGAGUUGAAUUCAAUGGUCGAGUGUUCGGUUGAAAACGUCGAUGAUGAAGAAAAAAUGGAAAUGUUUAGAGGAUUCGACGAUACACAUCUUAUUGCAAAAAAAUCCGAUUCUGACAGCUCUGAGGAAAUGAUUUACCGACACUAUGACGAUUCAGAAGAUAUUCAGUUAGAAGAUUCAAAUAUGAUACCAGGACCACCUGAUGAGGAAAUAGAAAUUGAGUUCGAAGAAAUUCCGAUUGAAACGAAACCAUCGAUAAAACCAACAUCAUCCAAAACAUCAGUGGCGAGUAAGAAACGUAAACCUCAUAGAAAAGGAACUUCGGAACAGACAAGUUUAGAAAAACCUACCAUUGAAAGUAAAAGUUCAAGAAAUGAAUCGAGCAAUAAAGCUAAAAAAUCGCAUAAAAAAGCAACCGACGGUAUGAUCAUUAACACAAAAAAGAAAAAAAUACGCAAGCCGCUUACGUACAAUCAAACGCAUGUUUUGUGCGACUUUUGUGGCAAAACCAUCCACAUCAUGACACGUGAGCAUCACCUGAAUGAACACAAAGGUAUUCAACCGUACCGUUGCGAAAAAGGCUGUGACCGAAGGUUUUACGGUGUGCUGCACAAGCAAAGACACGAGCAUCGCAUGCAUGGAGGCAGUGAUGGCGGGGCCAAAACACAGGAAUGUGACAUCUGCGGCAAGGUUAUCAGAGGUUGCGUGAACGACCUGAACCUUCACAAAAAAGUGCACGAAGGCAAAGAGUUCAGGUGCGAGACGUGCGGCAAAACCUAUACACAGCGCCGCUUUCUUUUGCGGCAUCGCAUCGUACACCUGGAUGUCUACCGGUACGAGUGCAAUUAUUGCUCGAAAAAAUUCAAAUAUAAAGCUAGCUUGAAGGGUCAUGAAAAAUCUGUUCAUGAAAAAAAGUCCGUUUUGUCACAAAAGAUGUAACAAUAUUUUCUCCAAUACUUCAUCAGUUCUGCGAGAAAAAAAACCCAAUACUUUAAGGAAGGAAUAAAACCCAUUUUGACAUUUGAA